This is a messenger RNA of Salvelinus sp. IW2-2015, 8020 nucleotides long. RefSeq names its product sterile alpha motif domain containing 4A (gene samd4a). The record is from RefSeq and is a predicted model, not a curated record. Gene Ontology annotation, cellular component: P-body. Gene Ontology annotation, biological process: nuclear-transcribed mRNA poly(A) tail shortening; negative regulation of translation; regulation of mRNA stability. Gene Ontology annotation, molecular function: protein binding; translation repressor activity; mRNA binding. Lineage: Eukaryota; Metazoa; Chordata; Actinopteri; Salmoniformes; Salmonidae.
CUCUGUCGUCUCGGUUGCUGGUAGGCUAUGUGAUCUGUCCCUAACCCCAUUAUCUAUUUUUGUGCUUCCUUGUGCUGCCAAGCCCCUGACGUAAUGCUUCGGGUUAAUUAUUCGCAUGUGGAAAGCAAUGCCGAGUCUCUCCUCUGGUACAACACGAGUAACCUAACUGCAGGAGAAAAAGUUAAGUCAAGAUGGCAAAACACACAGAUGCAGAGUGAAGGGGCACCGCUGCCCACAAUUUAAAACUUUGUUGCGCCCCGUCUUGCGAUCAACACCACCGAUGCAGUUGUGCAUGGAAAUCUAAAUGGGAUCCCUGUGGAAAAUGCCAACAAAAGUAAUGCUGGUGUGACAGCGCAGAGUGCAGGAGGAAAGCCGACUCUCCUGUCUGAAUGUUAAUACCCCCUGGUGCAGAUGCACCUAGGAGAGCACCUUGCCACCACUCCCCUCAAGCUGAAACUUCAGUACACCUGCUUUUCUAAAAGCCUGGAUGAUGCUACGCCACUUGAACUGAGCACAACAGCUCAAACCCCUCCUGCUCAAAGUACAUAUUUCUGCUCCACUCAACAUCAACAACAAAAACAGGCAAAAAGAAGAGCACAUCCAUCACAAGCUUUGACCAAAGUUUAACCACCAGAGCACCAAGUUAACUCAAUUCUCCCGUGACACCAGGAAGGUCGCUAACUGGUUUCCCUGUUCGGCCUGGUGCCUGUGCCCCAGACCAUGAUGUUUCGCGACCAGGUGGGCAUCCUGGGAAGCUGGUUUAAGGGGUGGAACGAGUGUGAGCAGACGGUGGCUCUGCUGUCGCUGCUGAAGCGGGUGUCGCAGACCCAGGCCCGUUUCCUUCAGCUGUGUCUGGAGCACAGCCUGGCUGAUUGCACCGAGCUUCACGUGUUGGAGGGAGAGGCCAAUAACCCAGUGGUGAUCAGCCAGUGGCAGGGUGAGCCCAAGGAGCGCGUCAUCUCCCUCGUCCUCACCCACCUGCCCCUGCUCAAGCCGGGCAACGUCGAAGCCAAGGGCGAGUACAUGCGCCUCCUCCCCCGCAUCCUGGCACACACCAUCGAGCACGGCCGCCAUCUGGAAGAGUCGCGCCAGCUCCUCUCCUACGCCCUCAUCCACCCGGCCACCUCACUGGAUGACCGAGCCGCCCUCGCCCUCUGGCUCAAUCACCUGGAGGAACGCGCUGCUGCCCGGGCCGACUCGUUGGAACGGCUGCCCCCCUCCCCAGCCUCGCACCAUCAGACGCCCCCCUCAACGCUCUCAACGUCGGGUUCCAGUUUGGGUUCCUCUGUGGGCCACCUGGGUCACCUGUAUCACCACCAGCGCUACGGCUCAGACGAUCGGCUCAACGGCUGGCAGGGAUCGAGGGACUCGGGGUUGGGCAGCGGAUGGCAGCAGCAGGGGCAGGGAGGGUGUGAGAAUGGUGGGCACCUGGCUCUCUACCCGUCCUCAUCGGUACCUGGGAGUAUCAACACGGUGGGCACGGGCGGCAGCAGCAACACCAUCCUGUUUGGCGGAGGCGGCGGGCAGCACAGUCCCCUGAAGCGUUCGGUGUCCCUUACCCCCCCGAUGAGUGACGGCUCCUUGGCCGGUUCGUCCUCCUUGGGUUUGGGUCAUGGCUGGCUCUCCCAGGAGGACCUGCGCGGGCCCCGGGGAGGAGGAGGAGGGCUGGGGCUGGCCCCCACCGAUCCCCACCACGCACCCCUCUCCCCCCAGAGCAGCGUAGCGUCUUCGGGCAGUGGCGGCAGCGAGCACCUGGAGGACGCAGGUCUAGGAGGAGGAGGUUGCUGUGGAGGAGGCUUGUACCGCAGCAGCACAUUUCAUAAGGAGGGCAGCGGCAUGAGUGAUGUGCCUGCCUGGCUGAAAAGCCUCCGUCUCCACAAGUACGCGGCUCUAUUCUCCACCAUGACGUACGACGAGAUGAUGUUACUGACCGAACAACAGCUGGAAUCACAGAAUGUCACCAAAGGGGCGCGCCACAAGAUAGUCAUCAGCAUCCAGAAACUGAAGGAGCGUCAGAACAUGCUGCGCUGCCUAGAGAAGGACGUGUUGGAAGGUGGUAACCUGCGUGGCCCUCUUGCCGAACUCCACCAGAUGAUCCUGACUCCCAUCAAGGCGGUGGCCAGCGACGAGUCGUUGCCCUCCUCGACCACACAGCAACCCCUGUUGAGCCUUGAGGGGAAGAGCAGCGCCGCCCCGGGGUCUCACCUGGCCCCCGGAGGAGGGGAAGGGGAGACAGGGGCUACCCUCAUCGCCGAGGGGGACAUCCCCGGCCAGUUCACCCGCGUCAUGGGCAAAGUUUGCACACAGCUCCUGGUGUCCAGGCCAGAUGAAGAGAACAUCAGCUCCUACCUGCAGCUCAUUGACAAGUGCCUUCUGCACGAGGCGUUCACUGAGACACAGAAGAAACGGCUGUUGUCAUGGAAACAGCAGGUGCAGAAGCUGUUCCGCUCGUUCCCCAGGAAGACUCUCCUGGACAUGGCGGGCUACCGGGCGCAGAGGAGCAGCAGCAGCAGUAGCCGUGGCUUCGGCCAGUCCAACUCUCUCCCCACGGCGGGCUGCGUGGGGGGCAGCAGUAGCAUGUCGGCCCGCCGGAGCCUGCGCCAGUUCCAGAUGCCCUCACGGAGCCUGCCCGGCGCCAGGCUUGGCCUGCUGGGCACCGCCGGCCUCCUGGGACCCACGCCGCGCAGCGCCAGCAGCACCCCCACCGGUCUCAAGCAGGGACGACAGGGCUUAUGGUUUGCCAACCCCGGAGGCAGUAAUAGCAUGCCCAGCCGAACCCACAGCUCGGUGCAGAGGACCCGUUCCCUGCCUGUCCACACCACGCCACCCACCAUGGUCAUGUAUCAGCAGUCUGAUCUCCAAGUGCCAGUGACGGAACCAGACAUCAACAACCGGCUGGAGUCUCUGUGUUUGAGUAUGACAGAGCAUGCCCUGGGAGAUGGAGUCGACCGCACAUCCACCAUCUGAGAGUAGGACCUGAAGGAGACCUGGGGACAUCUGUUCCCACACACACACCCCCCCCCCACACACACACACACCCCACAGCCAAUGGGAGAGGUCAACCGGGGUGGUUGCUGGGCUGCAAAUCAUGCCACGGCGAGGCAAUCCGCAAAAACUGCUAACAAACGACUAACGCAGCAGCACAUUGGCAUGUUACCAUCCACGGCUACGCCCCCAGCACACUCAUAAGUGCCUGGGCUUCAGUGAUGGAUGAGACUCCUUUCCCCACCCAGUAUAACUACCCACAACAGUGCCCUCUGCUGGGCUGGGUGAGAUAUAGCAGAUAUAGCAGCGCUGGGGGUCAGCAUCGGCCAACAACCGAUUGGUAGACCCUGGGCCCAGUUGAAGGGGGAGUGGUGCAUUAUGGGUACUGUAGUAUAUCAUGCUAUAAGACUGUAGACUUCCCUUCUCCGCCCCCAGUCCCCACACCAGUUUGCACCAGUCAGCAUUUCUACCAGUCGUACCAUAUGACGUCUCACUGAGCCAAAAACAAACACAAGACAAGUAAGUAAAUAAACAAAGUGGGACACAUUGUGAGAGAAGCUUCGGCAUUCAUCUCACUGUUUGGGAGAGUUUUAGGGAGGAGGUUUUUCAAAAGUCCCCUAUGCUCUGUAUAGGUGACAGAAAAAAAAACAUUUUUUACAUGUAUGUAUUGUUUACAUAAGAUGCUACUAUGGUACCGAAACAUUUAUAAAUUUUGGCUAUGAAUGUUAUCUCUUAUAUUUUAUUUUUUUUAAUAAUUUUUGGGAAAAUAGUAGCAUACUACCGUACUAGUCGCUUAAUAGACUAACGUCCCACAGUAGCUAUCAUAGUUUACAACCAACUUUAUCGUUGUUUUUUUGCUUUUUGUUUCUUUCUUUUGCUUACCAGCAGCCAAGCUGUGUGAAAAUGAGAACGGUAAAAGGAAAGGGGGAUGCAGUGGAAGUGUGUAGAAGGAAAAACAGAGAAAUGAGAAGAGAUGGGAGGAGGGGAAAUGAAAGUGAGGAGACACAGGAUGGUCUGUUCCAAGUGAUUUAGAAGGAGAAGAGGACGUCAGUGAUGAUGGAUCCAUGUCAGAGGCAGGGACUUUGAUUUGAAACAAGAGAGGAAAAUUGUGUAGUAGCAUUGUGGUGAAGCUCUAGGUAAAUGUUAUAGACAGGCCAAUAUAUAUAAUCUUUUAGAAUUCUUUCAUCUUUGUCCCUGCAGACUAUGCAUUGAACGGUUAUGCUGUUAAUUUGCUUGGGCUGUGUCUGGAUUUGGGAGUGAGGUUUCCUUAACAGGUGCACAAUGUUGUGUGAGCUAUUCUCUAAUUAGGGCUAGUCAGUGUGGGUCAGGAGUAUUUUCAAUGUGUCUCAUUGUGAAAUAGAGUGAGGAUUACAUGUGUUUUCAGUCCAGGGUAGGUACUAUAGCGUUGUAUGCUAUAUGCUCUCAUUUUACUAGGAAGUAAGAGAUGGUCAAAGAUGUUCUGAAUCAAGGAGAAAAGACGUACACAGAGGACAGGAGAAUCAGGAAGUAGCUUUGGCGGAUGUAAACGAGAAGGUUGCUGAGGUUUCCUUUCCCUCAAGCAGCAUAGAAACAUCAACCCAUGAAGGGUUUAAAACUAGUUUAAAUCCCUGAGAUUACUCUCUUUUUAGUACUUAACUCCAUCUAGUGGACAAAAGCAGUUAGACAGCCAGCCACUUGGAAUUAGGCUUUUUGUACUUCAAUUUCUUGUUCGUUUUUUUUGUCUUAAUAUUUAUCCUUGAUUCAUUGUUGUCUGCACGACAUGCUAUAAGGGUAGGUUCAUGGUAAAAUAACCUCUUUUAGAGCUGAGUUAGGCUCUGUUGUUAUUAGCCACUGUAUCACUGUCAUCCUGUAAGUGGGUGUUUUGUGCAUGGAAGAUCACGCUAAUGUAUUGUGCCUGAAUGGGCAUCCUGAUUUGGUGUGGUGUUUUGUGAGGGUUAUUGGGCAACUUUUUGGGUUAGUUUAUUUUUGAAUUCUUAUGCGUCUCGUUUUCUUGUUCUGCACUUGGUGUUGUGAUAUUUUACUACAGCUAAUCCAUCAAUAACAAUGCCAAUAGGUGCAGCAAUAGAAAUGGCAAGUAUGUGCAAUAAACGUUCAUCAGUGGGGAGAGGCAAGUGGUUUGGAGAGGAAAGGUUAAGAGUUUUGUAGUUCAGAAAAAGGGACUUGACUUAUUGUGGAGGUGAACUUGUAGUGAGAUGAAACCAGCUUCAUGCCAAAUGCACCGUUGCUCGGCGAUGGAGAACGAGAACACCCCUUCCUCUGCCAAAGUAACUACAGCCCACUCCUAAGUGUGCAUUGAACUGAAGCUCUCAGACUGAGCCAUCUUGUCAUAAAGUAGGGGUGACCCCAGUCAAACCUUUAACCUGUUAUUGUCAAAAUGUAACUGAUGCUUGUAGUGAUGUUUCAUAGUCAGUCAAACGUCACUGCUUCAGGAAGUGCUCUCACAAAAAACGCAAGGCCUUAACUGGGACGGUGACAGGAAAAUUGCAUAAAGCAUGAAUUGGCAUGGACCCUUUUGUGGCAUGGUUUGGAAAAUAUUUAGUGGCAGCAUUACAGUAUUGGUACACUGAUGCAACACGCAUCAGUGGAUAUACAGUACAUGGUAGUUAGAUCCACUUGUCACUGCCAUAUAAAUUGAUACUAUUAGCAGAUUCAAAUAAUUUAUUCUUCUUUUUUUAAUCUAAUGUUGCAGAGGUGAUUUAUUGUAUUCAUUUAGAUGUAUUAUUUAAAGUACCAUAUGUAUUAACUUGCUAUGGCUGGUGACCAUAAGUACAUCUCAAAUAUUAACAUAGUUAUUUUGGUUUUGAACUACAGUAUAAUCGCACAUUUUUAUAUUUAAUAGUGGAGUAGAGACACUCUGUCUUGUUUGGAUUCGUUUUUUCUUCUGACUGACAGUUUGGGAACGCUUGUUAUCCUGGUUGGCCAAAUGUCUGAACGUGGCCACCAGCAGAACAAACAGGAUAGGGGGCGACGACCCUUUUGAAACAUUGCCAAAUAGAACAGGCCACAGUAACCCUUGAUAGACUGGGAUGGAGAGUCAUCUGGGGUUAUUUCUGUGGGAUAAGGCCCUUUACUACUUUGUUACACUUCGGCUAUGCGCAUCGGAGGUCCAGGGAUAGCCCUUUGGGAAUGGGCAACCAGUGCUUACCAAGCUAACCACCAUCUGCAUGGCUAGUGAUGACAUCACAGUAGAUGGCUAAGAUAUAUGUAGCCUAUCCAAAAGACUGGCAACAACUGCAGAGCAGAGGGUAGUGCAUUCUAGGGUGGGACUUACACACUCACUACUGCCCAUGAGGUUAUGUGUGUGUGAAUGUAGUGUACACUACAGCAUGUGCCUAUGAGAGAGCGAUGGAGCAGAGGCAGUAAACAGAAGAGUUGUGAAUGUCAUUGAUAUAUUACUGCAACUGUGUGUGUGAAGUAGCCAGAUGAGGAGUGGAUCGGACUUUGACUCCUCCGGAAGCUGUUCAUCUUGUGUAACACAAAAAAUGUUUUUUUAUUUGUAUUUUCCAAAGCGCAUCCAACCCCUAUGUGGCUGGGAUGAGAGAGAUCCGCUGUACACACUGCAGUAUUAACAGUUAGAUGAUAACCUUGAUAUUCCAAAUAUAUUAUUAUUUAAUUUAAUGGGGGGUUUUUUAACUGACAUUUUUGUUGGUCAUAGACACUCUGCACAUUAGUCAAUUAUCGCAUCAUUAUUCGAUGGCGAGCCUCUUUCUUUUUUUGUAAACUCGGAAGCAUCCAUACUGUAACAAAAGUUCUACAGCUUUACUGUGCUCUGUUUGUUUUGUUUUUGUUAUCAAAAAGCCGAUGUCCUGUAUUGACUGCAGGCUUACAAAUAUAUUUGAAAAAAUAAUAUCCUAUGUUUAAGAAAAAAACUCAAAAGCUCCCAAAAAAAUGGUAAUUUAUAUUAUAGAAAUGCACGAGGCUGGGAAGUCAUAUUUAAAAUAACAAAUGGCAGUGCCUUUUUUUUACUCGAGACAUUUACCCAAAAUGUAAAUGACUGUAAUAAUAUUACUAGAAGCACCCAGAUAGAGGUGUGUUGACAGUCAAAAUGGUGGCAUCCUCCAAACUGCAUACUAGGUCCUCUAGGACAUUUUAAAAUGUAUCUUUUGGCGUCAAGUUGUAGACAAAAACAAUAUGGAACACUUCUUUCUGGCCUCGUGUUGUCAGUGUAUUUUUUUGUUUCUGUAGGUACUUUUCAAUGCUGAUAUGAAGUUAGGAAUUAUACCUGUCUGUACAACAAACAGAUGUAUAUGCUUUGUGUGUGUUUGCACGUGUGUGUCUUGCUGUAACUGUAAAAUACUUAUUCUCAAAUGUACCAGAAAUGCUGCGACAUCGCCCAAUCAAAAGAAGGCUGUUGUUUUUCUUCCUUUGUUUAGUCAUCAGAGGAUGACUGCCUCUCAGCUGUAUGUGUGUGUUAUACAGUAUCUAGGGAUUGUAUGGUCACUAUGCCCACAGUUCAGCAACACAUGAGGGCUGACGUUCAGAGAGACCUGAGGUCCACUGUACACUACAUAGAUCAGUAUUACAACCAGUCUCUCUGUAGAGCCAGCCAAUUAGAACUGGGCCAGUAUUUACAAAGAAUCUGAGUAGUAGUGCUUUUUACAUGCCUUCUAGAUCAUAAUGAUUAAAAUUAUAUGGACAGGGGGGACCUGAUCCCAGAGUUACUUUUUUAAUUCGGGGCCUGACGCCAUGCCAAAAGCCUGUCUCAGGUUCUGUGUUCCUGUAGCUACUUGCCUCGGGCAGGGUUUGGCUUGUGAGAGGAAGUGUGGAUGCUCAUCUGUUCUAAAUGGAUCUACAGAGACUCCUCUGUGUAAAUGUAUGUAUUUUCAUUUUUGUCUGAGAGAUUGUGGUUGCUAUCUAUUCAGAAUGGGAGAGCUGCGAGUGAGUGAGUGAAAGAUACUGAAUGAAUCGACUGAAUGCUUUGUUUUGUGGGGUCUGUGUUCAAAUGCUUGACAUCUUUGUUAUAACCACAGACAAAAAAUGUAUUAAAGAAUAACUUGUAAAAUUGUCUAUGGAUAAAAAAAGUUUUAAAUUCUAA